AACAAGUAUUCUGCAUUUCGUAAACUCAAGCACAUGCGGAGUAUAGACCGGCAUUUGUCUAUGAUAAUUUGACAGACAACGGCUAUUUUGUGAUGGAAAACGACAUUCUAGAUUCUCUAGAAGAUCUAGGGUUCUCAGGGUCUCUCCUGGAUGAAUCUGUACUUUCCUCAUCAGUUGAUCCUAGCAACAAAUCCGUGGAAUACACUCAACUUGUUGAGUGGCUCACCAAACAACUUAAACAGUUCUGUGGAUUAGAGGAACAUGUCAACGCCAUCACAAAUGCUGAUGACUGGUCAAACUUUGAACUUGAGUUGAGUGGCUUCCUCCGAGAAUAUGGGUGUCCCUAUCCUUCACUCAGCGAUGGUCCCAUCAGUCAGCGGCUCACCACCAGAGAGAGCAAACUUCAACUUCUGGACUACCUGUGUACCGAGAUGGCCAGUGUGAGGAUCCUGGCGGCAGGGAAGCCUGGCUUGUUGAAGACCCCCACCACCACCCCUGAUGGUGUGUCCGCUCAGGCUGAGAGCGACUUGGCCACGUACCUGAGACAGAUGCUGAUGGCUCUGGGCUUCCCCAAACCACCCACAAACAUCACACCAUUCCAGCUGUUCAGCAAGGUGGAGUCCAAGGUUAAAGAGUUGGUGGCAAAGCACCCGAGUCUGCUCGGCAAGCCGCUGCUGAAGGCACGGCUGUCGGACAAGCAGUGGGAGCAGGUGCUGAAGGUGAACAUGGCGCUGUGUGAGGAGUACAAGCUGAGGAGGGACAUGUUGAUCAAGCGGCUCGACGUCACCAUCCAGUCCUUCAAGUGGUCUGACAAAGCAAAGCAUAAUGAGGACAAAAUAGCCAAAGUAUAUCAACCUAUAAGGAAACAACUUGUGUCGAAAACCAAUAUAGGAGUCCCCCAGAUCCUGGCUGCAAGAGAUGAUUUAACCCGGAUUCAGAAGACGAGCAGCGGGGAGGCCCGGGAAAAGACAAAGUGUGCAAUCAAUAGAGUCAUGAUAGGAAGGGUCCCCGACCGUGGAGGUCGAACCACUGAACUAGAACCACCGCCUCCAGAGAUGCCAGCGUUCAUGCAGCGGUCAGCAGCGCCUCAAGGGCGUGGCAGAGGUGGUGGCCAGAGGGGGGGAAGAGGAGGAGGAGGAGGUGGGCGUGUCCAGGGUGGGUGGGGCGAGUCCCACAGUCAGAACCAAGGAGGGAGCUGGGCCCAGGGUGGAGGAGGAUAUGGAGGGUCAAAGGGAGGGUAUAAUCAGGGUGGGGGUGGUGGAUAUGGAGGGGGCGGGGGUGGGGGUGGGGGUGGAUAUCACGGGGGAGGAGGGGGAGUUUAUCAAGGGGGUGGAGGUGGUUAUCAAGGCGGUGGAGGGGGUAGUUAUCAAGGGGGAGGAGGGGGUGGUUAUCAAGGGGGUGGUGGGGGAGGAGGGGGUGGUUAUCAAGGGGGUGGUGGGGGAGGAGGAGGUGGUUAUCAAGGGGGUGGUGGGGGAGGAGGAGGUGGUUAUCAAGGGGGAGGUGGUAGAGGAGGAGGAAGGGGGCGGGGCAGAGGGGGAGGGGGAGGGAGGGGUAGAGGUAGGGGUGGAGGAGGCUACAACUGA
Messenger RNA from Haliotis rufescens (red abalone), 1583 nucleotides. Its product is annotated as protein FAM98B-like. Bases 93 to 1583 code for a protein of 496 amino acids. The transcript has 11 exons. The record is from RefSeq and is a predicted model, not a curated record. Gene Ontology annotation, cellular component: tRNA-splicing ligase complex. Lineage: Eukaryota; Metazoa; Mollusca; Gastropoda; Lepetellida; Haliotidae.